Molecule: messenger RNA, 489 nt
Organism: Anastrepha ludens (Mexican fruit fly)
Lineage: Eukaryota; Metazoa; Arthropoda; Insecta; Diptera; Tephritidae
Product: elongation factor-like GTPase 1
Exons: 2
Coding region: 6-374 (122 amino acids)
Biological process (GO): cytosolic ribosome assembly
Cellular component (GO): cytosol; ribonucleoprotein complex
Molecular function (GO): ribosome binding; GTPase activity
Source: RefSeq, a predicted model, not a curated record
GAAAAAUGUACGCUGUAAUUGGUCGACGCCAUGGAAAAAUUCUAUCCGGUGAUCUGACUCAGGGCAGUGGUAAUUUCUCAGUAAUGGCUAUAUUACCAGUCAUUGAGUCAUUCAAUUUCGCACAAGAGAUACGCAAGCAAACCUCGGGCUUAGCUAGUCCACAAUUGGUGUUCAGUCAUUGGGAGAUAAUCGAUAUUGAUCCAUUUUGGGUACCAACAACCGAGGAGGAGAUUACGCAUUUUGGCGAGAAGGCCGAUUCGGCUAAUCGUGCCAAGGUGUAUAUGGAUAGCGUGCGCCGACGCAAAGGGCUCUAUGUAGACGUGAAAGUCGUGGAGCAUGCGGAGAAGCAGCGUACUCUUUCGAAAAAUAAAUAAACAAAAAUAUUGAUUUUGUAUUGUCAUUUCGAUAAUAUGUGAGUUCUUACAUGUGAAGAGUUUCCAAAAUUUUAUAAUAAAGGCAAAAUCUGCAAAUUGAAAAUUCCUUUCGAAA